AUGUCUUUCAUAAGUGAAAGCAUUAUUCCAGAUUGCCGAAUCAAGCCUGCCCGAAAGCGCAUCAUAAUCUGCUGCGAUGGAACCUGGCAAUCCGCUGUCUCUGGAAAAGACAAUUGUCCAUCUAACGUAACACGUCUCUGUCGCGCCAUCAACAGCGUCGCUCGAGAUCCAAAUGAUGGAGAAACCUGGCAACAGGUCGUUUGGUAUGAUUCUGGAGUGGGAACCACAUCCACGGGUCUAGGACCUGGACUUGAGGGAGCGAUUGGUCAGGGAUUGGAAGGAAAUGUUAUCGAGGCGUACAAUUUCUGUGUACUGAAUUGGAAUCCGGGAGAUAAGAUUAUGUGUUUUGGAUUUUCUCGGGGUGCGUACACGGCGAGGACGAUUGCGGGUUUGAUUUCGGAUAUUGGGAUUUGUCCAAAGAGGCAGCUUCAACAAUUUCCUGAUUUGUGGAAGUUGUACAAGCAGAAAAAGUCCGGGGAUGAUGAGUCCAGAAAAAGGUUUUAUGGCAGUGCUCUGUACUAUAGUUGGCGAGAAGGGAGAGUCGCUGACCCGCAACCGGAUUCGGAGGAUCGACCUGAUGGAGGGUUAGUUUGGGAUAUAAAGGCUCAUGGUGAAUGGGCCCCCGAAGAAUCAAUGGAAGUAGAGGUGGUGGGAGUCUUUGAUACUGUCGGAGCUUUAGGGUUGCCAGAAGUGUUUGGGAUGGAAUUGCCCAAAUGGACGACUAUUGGUGAUAAGCCUGAAUGGCACAAUGUUGAGCUUUCAGCCAACAUCAAGCAUGCAUUCCAAGCGCUAGCCCUUGAUGAACACCGCGAAGCAUUCACACCUACUCUUUACUACAUCAAAAAGCCAGAGGAUUUUACAGACUCUGAAAUAGAGGCACAACGGACUAUAUCAGAUAAUGCAAAUAUAGAGUGGUAUGAUAUGGUUUCUAGUCCUGAACCUAAUCUCGAAAAAUUGAGAGAUCUGGCCAAAAUUCGAGACGAAGCCACUGAAAAGGUCGUUAAGAUGGAAGAAAACAAUAAGAUGAAGAAAGCACUAGUCGAUGGUGAGAAGGUACUGGAACAAGUCUGGUUUCCUGGCUACCACAUACACAUUGGUGGCGGAUCAAGUGAUACGCUUUUGAACAAGGACAAUAUGGAAGAAAUGUCCAACAUUACGUUAGCAUGGAUGCUAGACCAGAUCGAAAAAUAUGUGUCGAUUGACAGGGAAACCAUAAAGGAAGACGGUUACGAUCGUCAGGGGAAAUUCGCGCAACUGAACAACGAGCGCCAAGUCCAUCUAGACAGAGAAAAGGAGCGCGAGAAAGAGGGCUGGGGUCAGUGGAUUUGGCGAAAUGGCAAAUGGGCAGCUUCCAAAGUUGCUCAUCCACUGACUGACGAAAAGAACAUUCACUAUGAAGAGCGACGACACGCAUGGGGUGUUGGAGAUCUGAAUGAUAGUUUCACUACCAUGUAUAAAGCCAAUGGAUCGAAACCACGCACACCAGGUCGCUAUGCUCUUGAUAAGAAAGGCAAUAAGCUGGGCGAAACACAUGAAUAUAUUCACCCAACUACGGGAUUCAGAGUUGAACAGCUGGAUAAGAAAUCAGAAGAAGCGAGGACACAGAAGGACCAUAGGGAUCACAAGAACUGGGAAAAAUUGAGAUACAGACCUAUUGGCCUAGAGGGUGACAAGUACAAACGCCAGAAGAAAGUCGAUAAGCAAGGAAAGGUGACAGCAUAUGAGUAUGUUUUCAAGUACAAAGAUUGUUCAGAGACGCUACCAGAAUGGCGAUUAGGUGACGCGGAUUGCUAUGAGAGGCUAGCUCUUGAAGGCUCCGCUGCAUAUGACUAUGUCGAUGAGCUUGAUCGAACUUUGGAAACUGGUAUUAAGACUGUUCGUCUUGAUUUCUGGGGCGAUAAAGCGUCGUCGUUUCAAGUCGUCUCUAAUUAA
Molecule: messenger RNA, 1932 nt
Organism: Botrytis fragariae
Lineage: Eukaryota; Fungi; Ascomycota; Leotiomycetes; Helotiales; Sclerotiniaceae
Product: putative peptidoglycan binding domain containing protein
Exons: 2
Coding region: 1-1932 (643 amino acids)
Source: RefSeq, a predicted model, not a curated record